AUGUUCUCGUUGUCCAAUUUGUGCAAAGCCUUUUCAAGCACAAGUUUGUUAAGUAGUUUCUCAAAAAACACUGUAAGCCAUGCCAUCCAAAAAAAUGUUGCACCAAAGUCACUUGUACGCAGAUAUUGUACCUUCCUGAAUCGAACUAUUCCAUCUAAAACUAUCAACUCCAAUACUGCAUUGUUUAAUAAAGCUAAUGAAGUUUACAUACCACAAAGAACUUAUGAAAGUUAUUCAUUUGUUUCUGAACUGAGUCACUUUUUAAAAAGAAGAAUUAAAUAUGGUCUUCCGGAAUUUCGUAGAAAGAGGAUUGGAGCAACUGAGGGGAAACCAUUCAUUAAAGGUGUUGUCUUAAAAACUCUCAUCAAAAAGCCUAAGAAACCAAAUUCAGCCAAUCGAAAAUGUGUGCGAGUGAGGUUGAGCACAGGCAAGGAAGCCACUGCCUAUGUUCCUGGAAUUGGACACAACCUACAGGAGCAUCACAUCGUUCUUGUGAAAGGAGGCAAGACACAGGACUUGCCUGGUGUGAAGUUGACGUGUGUUAGGGGUGCUUAUGAUUUGGGUCAUGUUAAAAAACCUAAGUAA
Molecule: messenger RNA, 585 nt
Organism: Helobdella robusta
Lineage: Eukaryota; Metazoa; Annelida; Clitellata; Rhynchobdellida; Glossiphoniidae
Exons: 2
Coding region: 1-585 (194 amino acids)
Biological process (GO): translation
Cellular component (GO): ribosome; small ribosomal subunit
Molecular function (GO): structural constituent of ribosome
Source: RefSeq, a predicted model, not a curated record